This is a messenger RNA of Armigeres subalbatus, 1759 nucleotides long. RefSeq names its product homeobox protein vnd-like. Gene Ontology annotation, cellular component: nucleus. Gene Ontology annotation, molecular function: RNA polymerase II cis-regulatory region sequence-specific DNA binding; DNA-binding transcription factor activity, RNA polymerase II-specific. The record is from RefSeq and is a predicted model, not a curated record. The coding region runs from base 287 to 1639 and encodes 450 amino acids. The transcript has 4 exons. Gene Ontology annotation, biological process: cell differentiation; regulation of transcription by RNA polymerase II. Lineage: Eukaryota; Metazoa; Arthropoda; Insecta; Diptera; Culicidae.
AGAUCAGUAAGUGGAUAGUUGUCGCUGGAUUCAGUUCCCGGUAGACGUGCAGGUCGACGCAGCGGUGAGUCAAUCAAUCCGCGCCUGGUGGUUCCGGUACUCAUUUGAAUGCUUCCGAAUAUCAAGUGCCAAAUAAACACUCAUCCUGUGUAGCAUUCAUCGUGAGAGGUAGUUUGACUUAUCAAUUAGUGAUUUUUUUUCGAUUGAAUGAAUAGGUUAAUCAAGUGUGUGUCCCCUCGAAACCGUUGUUGAGCUCAAGUGAUCCACUCUUCGGUGCGAGCGCAAAAUGUGCAACAGUAGUGCCCCGGCCGGCACUGGCAAUGUCACUGGGCCAAUUCCCACGGUGGUCGCCUCCAUCGCUGGGUACGACGAGUACUACGAUUCCAGCUGGCAGCUCAUUCCGCCGGAUUAUGGUGCCACCGAAUACGACUACAAGUACGAGAUACUGGAUAGCAUGAAAAUUCCUGCUGUUCAGCGAUCUGGAUUCCACAUUAGCGACAUUUUAGAGUUGAACAAUCAAACCAGCCAGCAAAAUAACAUCAAAGAAAUCUCCCAUCUGCAUAAUCAGGGUCCUUGUAGCACAAACUCUGAAUCCAAUCAGAAUACAGCCCGAACCAGCCAUCCAAGCGCUGGAGAGUACCCUUCCCAGAACGCAGAUCAAUUAUCUCAGUCUGCCGCACAGCAAUACCAUAAUACGACUACCACAAAUGGUUAUGUACCGUUGCAAAACGUGGCACCGCCUCCUCCGUAUGGAGAUCUUCCAUCAUACUACCACCACUCUCAUCACCUGUUUUCCGGUACAAUAGGCAGUUCAUCUAGAACUUGGUAUUAUGACAACGGAAAUGCCGAUUAUGUACCUGCAGUAAUUCAACAAAGCAUAGAGAACAGCAUCCACCACCAUGUUAGUCCGGAUAGUACAUCAUCGGUGACGGAAGGAUCAUCGUACGCCACUUUAGGGAACUACAGCAAUAUCCCAACGGCCGUUAUUGAAACUUCUGAACGGUUGGCUUUGGAACGUUCCUCUCAUGAUACACCCCGUACAAUCGAUAGUAACAACAAUACCUGCGAUGGGGAAUCCUUGGACGACAGCAUCGAGGUUGGAAAUUCCGGAGAUGACCGUGCAGGGAGUGAGAACGGUACGGGCGCUGGUGGUAGCAGUAAUCAGAAGAAAAGGAAACGAAGAAUUUUGUUUUCCAAGACGCAAACCUUUGAGCUGGAAAGACGAUUCAAGCAAACACGAUACCUGUCAGCUCCGGAACGGGAGCAUCUGGCCAACAUGAUUCACCUAACUCCGACACAGGUGAAAAUUUGGUUUCAGAAUCAUCGCUACAAAACGAAAAGGGCACAAAUAGAAAAGAGUUCGACAAGCUUUGCGCAUCAACUAGGAACUUCACCGAAACGCAUCAACGUUCCGGUGCUUGUGCGUGACGGAAAGCCAUGUUUGGCGUCACAACAGCAACAGCACCAUCAGCAGCAACAACAACACCAACAGCAGCCGCAUUUCAUGAGCGGGAGUCUGCAUUCGUUGGUUGGUAUAGGGGCUUCAGAUCACGGUUCACUUGGGAUCGCCUAUCAACAAGGUGGGCAGGGUAUCAUGCAGAAUCACGGAGCUUCCGCUGGAAGUAGAUGGUGGCCGUGAGAUUGUUUUGCUAUUGUGCAAUGUGCUAUGUGAUAAAGUGGAUCAACUCUCUCAAUGAAUCCAUAUUUUUUGAAGCCUCUAAAAAUCAGCAGUGAUUCAAACCGUUCGGGGCUGUUUGAA